AUGGCGGCAGCGAGAGGUGGCCACGUGGCGGUCGUCACGCUGCUGCUGAUCAAUGACGCCUCGGUGCUGCGAUUCGACAAGACCAGUGCGCGCUCGUGCCUGCAUAUGGCGGCUCGAGCGGGCAGCGCGGAGUGCGUUGAGGCCGUCUUAGUGGCGGCCAAGGCGUCGCACGAACUGCGCGACUCGUGUCCCGGCAACCACGCGCUACACAUGGCCGCGCGGAGCGGGAGCGUCGGGACGGUGCUGGCGCUGCUGGCGUGGGGCGCGGACAGAACCGCGCUUAACCACUCCAAGCUGACCCCCCACGCCCUGGCGGUGCGCGCGGAGCGGGAGCGCGGAUGGAAAUCGUGCGCAGAAGCGGGGAAGAAAGCACUCGCGGAGAAGGGCGUGCGCGCGGAGAGGCGCGGCAGUGGACGCGCAGGUGCGGGGAAGAGAGGCGCCAGUGGUGGAGCUGGCGCCGUGCCCCCACGCUGCGAUUUCAAGCGCGUGGUGGCGCUGCUGAACCCUAAGUCCCCCGCGCCCCUGGUGUGGCCCUCCCCCUGGGCGCAGCUGCUCGCGCGCGCGCCCCCGCACGUGGUCUGGCUGCUCCGCGCUGCGCUGGCGCAGGCGGGGGGGGAGGAGGCGGAAGGGGAAGGGGGAGCAGGGCGCGGCGAAGAGAAGCGGGAGAAGAAGGAAAUGAAAGCGAGCGGCAUGAAAAGCAGAGAGGAUGGGGUGGAGCGUGUGGGAGGAGGCGGAUUGGAUGGGGAGGUGGAAGAAGGGAGCGCAGGGGAGGGAGGAGAAGGCGGAGAGAUGGGGAACAGACAGGGCGGAGCAGAGAGCGCGGAGCAGCAGGAGGGGAGCAGCGUGGUGGGGGAACAGUCAGAGCACACAAGGGGAGAGCAGGGUGGGCGCACAGUGGGCGACUUGACAAUGAUGGCAAGACAGGAGGAGCAGGAGGGAGUAAGAGCAGAGGAAACGGAGCAGAGUGGAGGUGAUGGAGUGAGAGGGAUGGCAGUGGAGCAGGUGGGGAGGGUGGAGGAGGUGGUGGCACGGGGGGGUGGAGAGCUGGAGGUGGGGGGUGAUGGGAGCCGGAGGGGGAGCGGAGGGGAGGCCGAUGGCAGCGUGUGCCUCAUUUGCUGCGAGCCCGGGCAGGGCAGCAGCACCACCACCAGUCCCUUCUCCAGCGUACCUCUCUGCAUGAUUAGUACCGGUAGCAGCAGCAGCAACCUGACCACACACACUCACUCUUACACUCUCUCCCCUCCACUCUCGCCCUGUGGCGGCCUCCCUCAGUCCUCACCUGGGUAUUUGCUGGCGCUGCUGCCCUGUGCGCACCGCCUGUGCCCCACGUGUGUGCUCUCCCUGCUGGCUCACGCCAAGCCAAACUCGCACGUGGCCCUGCCGCCCAGCCCUGUUUGUCCUUUCUGCCGGUGUGGGAUCGAGGGCUUGGAUGUGGCGCGGUGA
Messenger RNA from Closterium sp. Yama58-4, 1443 nucleotides. NCBI's taxonomy places the organism in Eukaryota, Viridiplantae, Streptophyta, Zygnematophyceae, Desmidiales, Closteriaceae. The record is from the annotation of a GenBank genome assembly.